UGUAUUGGCCCGGAACCAGCCAAUGAGGAGCAGUCAGGGAGGCGGACUCAGCCGUUGCCAGGGUUGGGUGCACCGCUGAACGGAUGGCAGGAGGAGUCGAGCGGGUUCUUGAGGAACGCCGGCCAGCUAUUUGAUUGUCUUCUGUUGCUGCCCUUGAUGUCAAGAUGACUAAGCUUGGAUUUUUGCGGUUGUCCUACGAGAAGCAGGACACACUUCUGAAGCUUCUCAUUCUAUCAAUGGCUGCUGUGUUAUCUUUCUCCACUCGUCUCUUUGCUGUCCUGAGAUUUGAAAGUGUUAUCCAUGAGUUCGAUCCGUAUUUUAAUUAUCGAACUACUCGGUUCCUGGCUGAGGAGGGAUUUUAUAAAUUCCAUAACUGGUUUGAUGACCGGGCCUGGUACCCUUUGGGACGAAUCAUUGGAGGAACAAUUUACCCAGGCUUAAUGAUCACCUCUGCUGCAAUCUACCAUGUUCUUCAUUUUUUCCACAUCACCAUCGACAUUCGGAAUGUCUGUGUGUUCCUGGCCCCUCUCUUCUCCUCCUUCACCACCAUCGUCACGUACCACCUUACCAAAGAGCUCAAGGAUGCAGGGGCUGGGCUUCUUGCUGCUGCCAUGAUUGCUGUAGUUCCUGGAUAUAUCUCCCGAUCUGUGGCUGGCUCCUAUGAUAAUGAAGGGAUAGCCAUCUUUUGCAUGCUCCUCACCUACUACAUGUGGAUCAAGGCAGUGAAGACUGGUUCCAUCUAUUGGGCAGCCAAGUGUGCUCUUGCUUAUUUCUAUAUGGUUUCUUCAUGGGGAGGUUAUGUGUUCCUGAUCAACUUGAUUCCUCUCCAUGUUCUGGUGCUGAUGCUCACAGGCCGUUUCUCUCACCGGAUUUAUGUGGCCUAUUGUACUGUUUACUGCCUGGGCACCAUUCUUUCCAUGCAGAUCUCCUUUGUGGGUUUCCAGCCUGUCCUUUCAUCAGAGCACAUGGCAGCCUUUGGAGUGUUUGGUCUUUGCCAGAUCCAUGCCUUUGUGGAUUACCUGCGCAGCAAAUUGAAUCCACAGCAAUUUGAAGUUCUUUUCCGGAGUGUCAUCUCCCUGGUAGGCUUUGUCCUACUCACUGUGGGAGCUCUCCUCAUGCUGACAGGAAAAAUAUCUCCCUGGACGGGGCGUUUCUACUCACUGCUGGAUCCUUCUUACGCUAAGAACAACAUCCCCAUCAUUGCUUCUGUGUCGGAACAUCAGCCCACAACCUGGUCAUCCUACUACUUUGAUCUGCAACUCCUUGUCUUCAUGUUUCCAGUUGGUCUCUAUUACUGCUUUAGCAACCUGUCUGAUGCCCGGAUUUUUAUCAUCAUGUAUGGUGUGACCAGCAUGUACUUUUCAGCUGUAAUGGUACGUCUAAUGCUGGUGUUAGCACCUGUUAUGUGCAUUCUUUCUGGCAUUGGAGUUUCUCAGGUACUGUCCACAUAUAUGAAGAAUCUGGACAUAAGUCGCCCAGAUAAGAAGAGCAAGAAGCAACAGGAUUCUACUUACCCUAUUAAGAAUGAAGUGGCAAGUGGGAUGAUAUUGGUCAUGGCUUUUUUUCUAAUCACCUACACCUUUCAUUCAACCUGGGUGACCAGCGAGGCCUACUCUUCUCCUUCCAUUGUACUGUCUGCCCGUGGCGGGGAUGGCAGUAGGAUCAUUUUUGAUGACUUCCGAGAAGCAUAUUACUGGCUCCGUCACAAUACUCCAGAGGAUGCAAAGGUCAUGUCAUGGUGGGAUUAUGGCUAUCAGAUUACAGCUAUGGCAAACAGGACAAUUUUAGUGGACAAUAAUACGUGGAAUAAUACCCAUAUUUCUCGAGUAGGGCAGGCAAUGGCAUCCACAGAAGAAAAAGCCUAUGAGAUCAUGAGGGAGCUUGAUGUCAGCUAUGUGCUUGUCAUUUUCGGAGGCCUUACUGGGUAUUCCUCUGAUGAUAUCAACAAGUUUCUUUGGAUGGUUCGGAUUGGAGGAAGCACAGACACAGGCAAACAUAUCAAGGAAAAUGACUAUUAUACUCCAACUGGGGAAUUCCGUGUGGAUCGUGAGGGUUCUCCAGUGCUGCUCAACUGCCUUAUGUACAAGAUGUGUUACUACCGCUUUGGGCAGGUCUACACAGAAGCCAAACGUCCACCAGGCUUUGACCGUGUCCGAAAUGCUGAGAUUGGUAAUAAAGACUUUGAGCUUGAUGUCCUGGAGGAAGCAUAUACCACAGAACAUUGGCUGGUCAGGAUAUAUAAGGUAAAGGACCUGGAUAAUCGAGGCUUGUCAAGGACAUAAAUGUCACACAUCCAGCUCUGAUACGCUUUGCACUGAGCGCAUCAUAUUUAGAAUGUUGAAGAUUUUUUUUAUAUGCAGUUUAUAAGAACAGAGCCGGAUGACAUUAGAAUUGUCUGGAAGUUUUGCCCUGGACAGUAUGGGCUGGGCCAAAAUGGAAUGAUUUUUAUAAUUCUGAGCAGGUUACCAAAUGAAAUGUCAUGGAUUUACUUUGGUCAAUUAAAGGGGGGAAUUUUUUUUAAAAAUGUGCCUUAUUUGUUUUGACUUAAUGGCCGAUUUGAAGACAAAAGUUUAUGCUGGGUUGCUCAAAGGAUAUAUAGCUAAGAGCUCUUUAUCAGUGCUCUUAGCUCCCUGAGCCAGGUAGGAGGAGCAUUCAUUUUCUCUUAUAUCAGGAAAACUAUUAAGGACUAGCUCUGACUCUACAUAUAUAAAGUUUUGUCAUACUGUCUGUAUUAUAGCACUUAGUAUGAUGCCUUGCACAUAGUAGGUGCUCAAUAAAUUUUUAUCAAA
This is a messenger RNA of Sciurus carolinensis (gray squirrel), 2789 nucleotides long. It is a transcript of the gene Stt3a, whose product is annotated as STT3 oligosaccharyltransferase complex catalytic subunit A. The record is from RefSeq and is a predicted model, not a curated record. NCBI's taxonomy places the organism in Eukaryota, Metazoa, Chordata, Mammalia, Rodentia, Sciuridae. Bases 165 to 2282 code for a protein of 705 amino acids. Gene Ontology annotation, cellular component: membrane. Gene Ontology annotation, molecular function: dolichyl-diphosphooligosaccharide-protein glycotransferase activity. Gene Ontology annotation, biological process: post-translational protein modification. The transcript has 18 exons.